AUGGCGAGUAUGUACACCCCCCAUUUGAAUGCGCUGCGGUCCCGCAGACCUCCAGAUUCUGAGUCUGCGAUUCUCACUCGAUUCUCGUCGCUUAUCAAGAAGCCCAAGACCCACCGUUACCCCUCCCUCAAGGGUGUCGACCCCAAGUUCCGCCGCAACCACAGACACGCUCUUCACGGUACCGCGAAGGCUCUGAAGGAGCGCAAGGAGGGCAAGCGCGAGAUUGCCUAA
Messenger RNA from Aspergillus heteromorphus CBS 117.55, 231 nucleotides. RefSeq names its product 60S ribosomal protein eL29. The transcript has 3 exons. Lineage: Eukaryota; Fungi; Ascomycota; Eurotiomycetes; Eurotiales; Aspergillaceae. Gene Ontology annotation, cellular component: ribosome; cytosolic large ribosomal subunit. The coding region runs from base 1 to 231 and encodes 76 amino acids. Gene Ontology annotation, biological process: cytoplasmic translation. The record is from RefSeq and is a predicted model, not a curated record. Gene Ontology annotation, molecular function: structural constituent of ribosome.